Effrenium voratum is the source of this 762-nucleotide messenger RNA. The record is from the annotation of a GenBank genome assembly. NCBI's taxonomy places the organism in Eukaryota, Dinophyceae, Suessiales, Symbiodiniaceae.
AUGCUUGCACCAUGCCCGGCCAUCCAGCAGAGGUGGGAACCUGAUAGUCAUCAUGACCUUGUACUGCGAGACCUGCCAGCCCGUCACAGGUUUGGCAGGCAGGAAGGGCUGGAGGACGAGCUCGCAGUGAUCGAGGCACGGCUUGCAGAAUGGGAUGGACAAGCAGACGGGGAUGAGGACGAGCUCGAUGACUUGCCAGGAUAUCCCCUUGAACAGCCUGCCAGCGGCAAGACUGCGUCUGGAUUAGUUUGGAAGCGGCGAGUCAUCCCUGCCUCCCGUUUACCGGAGUUGCUGGCGCGGAACAACGGGGAGCCGAUUCGCAAGGAGCCCAAGGGCAAGAACGCGGAGGCACGAGAGCGCUGGCACAAGGCCAAGGAGUUGGCGACGGAGGGCAAGGAGAUGGACCGUACUCUGCGCCGAGUGCGGGAUCUCACCAAGAAAGUCCAGCAGUUCAUGUUCUACACCGAAAGCGAGGCCUCCGUGGCAAAGUUGCAGACCAUGUUGGCGCAAUACCACCACAAUUGGGACACCAAGCGCUAUGGUCGCCUUGCCUCCGGCCUGAACGACAUCUCAAGGCUGGCAUAUCCCAUCGAGAACCUCAUCGAUGUUCGCACCUUCGAAUGCCAUGACGUAGUGCAGCAAGAGCUGGGCAUGGCAGUGCAGAACGAGCUCACGCGCCGCGCAGAGCCUAUGGAGCUGCAGCGCUGGCAGCGAGAGACGGCGCCGCGGACGCCAUCGAAAACGGGGGGAGGAACAGGCUGA